This is a messenger RNA of Grosmannia clavigera kw1407, 543 nucleotides long. RefSeq lists its product as uncharacterized. Lineage: Eukaryota; Fungi; Ascomycota; Sordariomycetes; Ophiostomatales; Ophiostomataceae. The coding region runs from base 1 to 543 and encodes 180 amino acids. The transcript is spliced from 2 exons. The record is from RefSeq and is a predicted model, not a curated record.
AUGUUAUUAACGUCCUCCCAAGUUUCGGUGGCAGUUUCGUCGACCAUUGUGAUUCUGUGCACUUCGGCCCUUUUCUUCAGCGGAUAUGUGCUCCAGCAGCGGACGCUCAAUGAGUUGCGCCAGUCCCUUAAGGAGCCUCCACCGACGCCUCCCAAGAUCUUUCUUCCGGAUCGUUUCAAGAAGAUGACGACAGAGCUGGAAGACGGAACAAUCGUGAUCCUCGACGAUGACGACGACGACACCACUGGUGUUGGGGGAGAUGCGCCGACAGAGGUCGUGGUCCAGGCGAGUAUUUCGGUGGCGGAGGACAACCGGAGACAAGAACAGGUCCAACUGUCAGGAGAGACGACAAGAAAGGAGGAGACGAGCCAGGAGGACAGCCAGGGCAACAUCGACCAUGAGCAGGAGGUAACAAAGCUCGAGACGUCUGAACAUCCGAAGAAGCCCGUCAGCAAAGCAGAGCGGCGACGACUCAUCAAGGAGGAGAUCAGGCGGCUAUCCCACUACGAAAAACCAAUGCUCUACCAACGUCGGCUAUACUAA